This is a messenger RNA of Neltuma alba, 2088 nucleotides long. RefSeq lists its product as uncharacterized. Lineage: Eukaryota; Viridiplantae; Streptophyta; Magnoliopsida; Fabales; Fabaceae. Gene Ontology annotation, molecular function: protein binding. The record is from RefSeq and is a predicted model, not a curated record. The transcript is spliced from 6 exons. Gene Ontology annotation, cellular component: membrane. Bases 1 to 2088 code for a protein of 695 amino acids.
AUGGAUUUGGGGAGCGAAGUUGAGAAGAAGGUCAAAUUUGAAGCCAAAAUGGAAGAACCACAAGCAUAUGCUUUAUACAGCGACUGGCUCUCCUUCAAGGCCUUCUUCCAGAAAGACCCAAAAGCCCUGAUCGACACCUUCGAUCUCGCCGGAAACACCGCGAUCCAGGUCGCCGUCCGGUCGGACGACCCGGAGCUCAUCCGGCAACUGCUGGACAUGCUUCCAGAAGACUCCGAUCGCCGGCAAGCGCUGAGGACGGGGAAUGCUCACAAGAACACGCUUGCUCACCAGGUGAUUUUCUGCCAGAAUCUGAACAUGGUGGACACUUUGCUGAACUAUGAGAUGGACAAGAAGCUGAAGCAGGCUGAGGAUGAAGAUCUGUUCGAGCUUCUGAACGACCUCGGCGAAACUCCGGUGUACCGGGCCGCCAAGUACGGGCGGUUCAGGAUGGUGAAGCACAUGGCCGGAUUUGUAAAUAUAAAGGACCAUUUUCACAGACGCCAACCAAAACUAGACACAACUUCCAUUCUUCACAUCGCUAUAAUUGGCCACCAUUUUGAUGUAGCAUUGUGGUUAUCGAAAAUGGAAGGGAUUGAGAAGGUAGCAUUUGCGAACGAUGGAAACAGAUUGACGUGUCUUCAGCUGCUUUCAAGAAUGCCUUCAGUUUUCAGGAGCUAUAAUUCCCGGGCUGGAUUUAUAGACAAACUCAUUUAUGCUUUUCUUCCGGAGAAAGGUUAUGAUGAAAGCAGUAGUGAUGAUGAAGAUGAUGGAUUCAUGAAGAAAGGGAAGAAGGAAGAUCUAGAAAGUGCAAAAAGAAAGGUAAACAAACCCAUGUCGUCGUCUCCUGCAGUUUUCUCAAGGAUCUACUAUAUCAUCUGGAAAAUUGCGGCCAAAGAAUGGGAUAUGAUGAAAGAAAUCUGGGAGAGGAAGAAGAAGCACAGGCUAGCAGAAGAACUAGCAGACUUCUUAAUAAGCCAAGACAACUCAUGGAUGGACACAAAACAUGGAGAACCUCGAACUGAGGUUGUUGUGCCGGUGAUUCAACCUUCAACAAAGAAAGCCAAGCUUGAAAAGACACAAUCCUUAGAAAACCCCAUUCCCUGCAAAGAUUACACGCCAUUGUUGCUAGCAGCAAGCACCGGCAUCGUCGAGAUCGUCAAGAAAAUCGUUGACCUUCAUCCCGACGCCAUCUCGCAUGUGAGCCAACAUGAUGAGCAGAACGUGUUACAUGUCGCCGUCAAGCAUCGUCAGAAGAAUGUUUACAAGGUUCUGAAGAAAUAUGGAGCUCUCGGACGCUUAGGAUCUCAGAUGGCCAACCAAGGUCGGACUCUUUUGCAUCAGGUUGCGAGGAUGGAUUAUUAUGAUGGAGGAAAUCAACCUGGUGUUGUCUUCCAGCUUCAGGAGGAGCUACGUUGGUUCGAACGAGUGAAGAGGAUAGUACCUAUUCCUUACCAGUUAUUUUGCAACGACAAUAAUUUAACAGCAAAAGAGCUUUUUGAUUUAGAACACUCAGAAAUGCUCAAGGAAGCUCAAGAGUGGAUCAAGGGCACAGCUCAGUCGUGCUCCGCGGUGUCCGUCCUGGUGGCCACCGUGGUCUUCGCCGCAGCCUACACGGUCCCAGGCGGCAUCGACGAAAACGGCGUCCCCGUCCUCAUCAACUCUCCACUCUUCCUCUUUUUCGCCAUCAUGGACGUUGUGGGGCUGGCAAGUUCUCUUGUCUCAGUGAUGAUGUUCCUUUCCAUUCUUACGUCCCCAUUUCAGAUGCAAGAGUUCUACAAAUCCCUGCCCAGAAAGCUCACAAUGGGAUUCACCUUGUUGUUCAUCUCUUUAACCACGACGUUGCUGGCUUUUGGGUCAACCAUUUUGCUGACAAUAAGAAUGGAGAACAAGAAAUGGAGCUCCAGUUUGAUUUACAGUGCUACGUUCUUCCCUGUGACUCUUUUUGGAUUGACGCAAUUUCCCAUUGUGAUGGCAAUCAAGUACAGAAUGAAGAGGCUGAAGAAGACCAUAAAGAGGUUGAUUCCCAAUGAUAUUAUUACCAUAUCCACCAAACCCAAGAAGAAAAGAGUUUACUCAAAAUACGUAUGA